AUGGACAGGCCCGGGCCCGCCCGUCUCUUUCAGCCGUCGGCGGCGGAGGCGGACCGGGAGGUUCCCAUCGGCGCCAGAUCCAGGCGCCUCUUGAACGCUUCCAGGGAUGGUGAUUCCACCACAUACCUCCUUGGCUGCAGAAGAGCCUCUGUAGGGAACAGAGCAAACCCGGUGCUGUGCCCCGCAGACAUCGUUAGCAUGCGACAGCCAGCCUAUUGCAGUCCGGGGAGCAGCAGCAGUGCCUCCACGUCUUUGCUGAUUGACCUCACAGCUCCUUCCUAUUUCAAGUACCGCACAGGAACAGAGCUUCAUAUCGUCUUCAGCAUAAAGACAGGGUGCCUCAAGCUACUGGAUCUGGAGAUCACCUUGGAGUUCUCAUCAUUGAACAGGAAACAAAGGUGUUGCAAGCUGAAGGCUCGGAACUGGUAUAAUUCCAGGCAUGGAUUAAUAGUGAAUAAAUACUCAACAGGAGUUGGAAGAAUUUGGGUAGCUGUUGUGUUCAUGUUCCGCUUACUGGUUUAUGUUGCAGCCGCAGAAGAUAUCUGGAAAUAUGAACAUGAUGAAUUUGAAUGCAAUAUCAAACAGCCUGGUUGUGAAAAUGUCUGCUUUGACCAUUUUUUCCCUGUCUCCCACAUCAGACUUUGGGCUUUGCAAUUAAUCACGGUCUCCACCCCUUCACUCUUGGUUGUUUUUCAUGUUGCUUACAGAGAGAACAGAGAGAAGCACCACAACCAGAAGCUUUACAGAAACCCAGGAGAGAUAGAUGGUGGAUUGCUGUGCACUUACCUAAUCAGCUUCAUUUUAAAAAUAGGAUUUGAAAUAGUUUUUCUUGUUCUGUUUUAUAAAUUGUACAAUGGAUUCAAAAUACCGCAUCUUGUGAAAUGUGACAUGAGACCAUGUCCCAGUAGCGUAGACUGCUAUAUUUCCAAACCCACAGAGAAGAUGAUUUUCCUCUAUUUUCUGGUGGCAACUUCAUGCCUGUGCAUCAUACUAAAUCUAAGUGAAUUGACUUAUCUAAUUUUCAAAUACUCCCCAAAAUGUUAUCUGAAGAGAUACAUGAAGAAACAGCAAGGCUCCAAAAGCAAUUGUCGCAAAUCAGAAAUCAUUGGUUACAACAGAGCAGCACCUGCAGGACAAUUCCCCGAUAGCUCCUCAUCUUUGCCUCUGAAUAUACGAGAUGAACAUGAAAAAUGUUCCCCGUUGACUUGAAAGAAGGCUGGAGACCACCCUCCCAUUACACAAGCUGCUUUUGACAAAUUGCUUUUCCCGAGUGCUUUACAGAACUGAAAGGAUAGUUACAGAGGAAAUACUGUUUCUCUACUAGUUCCCCAUUACUCUAGCUGAUAAAUUCAGUAACGUUAUGUAUGUCAUACAUAAAAUCAUCAAGAUCUUUUCAUGUUGAAACAAGAAGUGUAGAAGUCUGAGAAUCCCAUGAAGUUUUAAUAUAAACACAGAUGCUUAUGAUAAAUCAUGUGAAACAAUUGCUCACAGUUGUGUAUUGAAUAUUGCACAGAAUUGCUUUGGUACAAGCAAAAAGAGGCUUUUUAUAUGCAGAGGUGGAAGAACCUGGGACUGAUUAAGAAACUGAACAAUAAGGGGAUGUACAGCAUUUGUCAGGUGGGUGGAUCUGAUGACUGUUGCAACAGCAAUAGGAAAGUGCUGGUGUUUGAAGUGAACUAUGUAGUCACAUGCCCAUUCCACCAGACUAGAAAACAUACCAAAACCAGAAAAAAACAAGAAGAGGUAGACGCAUCUAUUUU
Molecule: messenger RNA, 1760 nt
Organism: Manacus vitellinus (golden-collared manakin)
Lineage: Eukaryota; Metazoa; Chordata; Aves; Passeriformes; Pipridae
Gene: GJB7
Product: gap junction protein beta 7
Exons: 6
Coding region: 1-1209 (402 amino acids)
Biological process (GO): cell communication
Cellular component (GO): connexin complex
Source: RefSeq, a predicted model, not a curated record